Ictalurus furcatus (blue catfish) is the source of this 5830-nucleotide messenger RNA. RefSeq names its product arginyl-tRNA--protein transferase 1. NCBI's taxonomy places the organism in Eukaryota, Metazoa, Chordata, Actinopteri, Siluriformes, Ictaluridae. Gene Ontology annotation, biological process: protein arginylation. The record is from RefSeq and is a predicted model, not a curated record. Gene Ontology annotation, molecular function: arginyl-tRNA--protein transferase activity. The transcript has 13 exons. Gene Ontology annotation, cellular component: cytoplasm. Bases 52 to 1512 code for a protein of 486 amino acids.
ACUGUAGCUCAUUGGCGUUAGCAGGCGGAAGAGCGGUGAGAUUUGGCUGACAUGGCUGCUGGUGGCUCCUUCAGUAUAGUGGAGUAUUUCGGGGGUGACGAUGGCCAUCGUUGUGGUUACUGUAAAAACGCAAAGGGCAAUUUUUCCCAUGGUAUGUGGGCCCAUUCAAUGACCGUUCAGGACUACCAAGACCUCAUUGACAGGGGAUGGAGAAGAAGUGGCAAGUAUGUUUACAAGCCUGUCAUGAACAAGACCUGCUGUCCUCAGUACACUAUCAGGUGCCAUGCCUUAAACUUUCAUCCUUCAAAGACGCAUAAGAAGAUCUUGAAGAAGAUGACGAAGUUCCUGUCGAAAGGGGAGAAGCCAGCAGGCCAGUGUGAUGCUGGCUGUGAUGGUCUGUUUGACAUCCCUGGCUUCCUAAAGCCUCUCGCUUCAUCUCUUCAGCGGACAGUGGCUAUAGCUGUUGGAAUAUCCCAGACAUUUUUCUCAGGUGAGCGGAUGGACUCCAUGUUUGAAGAAGGAGGGGAAGUUCCUCCGGUGGAUCCUGGGAAAAUCCAGCACUCUCAGGUGGAGCGUCCCAUCAUCCCCAGCAGCCCUGAGAACGACAACGAUUCCAGACCAUCAACAUCAGAGACUUCAAGAGAGGAAACGGUGUCAUCAUCAGCAGGGAAGAGCCCACGCCUCAUGCCUAAACCAGGCGUGGGAGCAGACCCAGGCAAACCUCCAUGUCGCAAAGCGAAGGAUAUCCGGAAAGAGCGACGACUACAAAAGGAGCAACAGAAGCAGCAAGAUGGAGGAGGCACUUUAACAAACCUGACGCCUGCUCCAGCAACCCCAUCAUCCGGGCAACCCAAACCAUUAGAAGAAUUUAUCACCGACUCGCUGCCUGAUGAGCCUCUUCAUCGUUUCGAGGUGAGGCUAGUGCCGAUCAGCUUUGAGGACCCUGCCUUCUUGGCGUCGUACGAUCAGUCAGUGGAGCUGUUUGCCCGUUACCAGAUGGCCGUUCAUGGCGACGAUCCAUUCGAAUGUGAUGAAAGCCAGUUUAAGAGGUUCCUGUGUGACUCACCACUAGAGGCGGAGACGUCUCCUGAUGGGCCUGAUAUGGGCUAUGGCUCCUUCCACCAGCAAUACUGGCUAGACGGACGUAUCGUAGCCGUGGGCGUCGUCGACAUCCUACCCAACUGCGUCUCCUCGGUCUACCUCUACUACGACCCGGACUUCUCUUUCCUCUCAUUGGGCUCCUACUCUGCUCUCAGGGAGAUUGCCUUCACAAGGCAAUUGCAGAAGCAGUCACCCAAGCUCUCCUACUACUACCUGGGCUUUUAUAUCCACUCAUGCCCCAAGAUGCGCUACAAGGGUCAGUACCAGCCUUCAGACCUUCUGUGCCCAGAGACGUACAUAUGGGUGCCCAUAGAGAAAUGCGUCCCCCGCCUUGACGCCUCAGUGUACGCCCGCCUCAACGAAGACACCCGAGCAGAGAAAGUCUUCCUUAUCAUUCCCUUUGACCUCUGACCUUGAGCCAUGCAGUGAACCUCCGGUGCCGCUGACUGAGAAAGCCUGCUGCCCCUCAGUAGGAGCUGUAAACGAGUAAAAAGAUGGAUGGAGCAGGGGAGAGGGGUGUUUAUAUGCGCAGCGGAUGUUUGGAUUGUUCAAAAGAGAGAGCCCCUGACACCCUUGACAGCUCUGCGCAGUGUUAUUGGCAUGCUUAAUUGUGGAGCUAAAAGCCGUCUGUCUGCCCUGUUUACUCUCACAGUUUGACAUCUCGUCAUUCUCAAGCGAUUUUUUUUUUCUUCCCAUCAAUGACUUGUGCUCUUCGAGGCUUAUAGCCAUAGCCAUGUAUCACUGCGCCUUCUUUUUCUUUUCAUGUUUUUAUGAGCGUCAUGUACUCCAUGAGAAAUACGCUGAAGCUCCGAGUUUCAAUUCUGAGCCAGAGAUGAUCCUUGGAUUGAUGUUAUGCAACUUGUUUAUUCCCAUAGGAUGUCUGAUCCCAUUUUCCCCUUCUUCUUCUUCUUCUUCUUCUUCUUCUUCUUCUUCUAAUUUCGAGACUAAUUUAAUAUACAUAAUCAUUGAGUGUGUACAUGGAAAAGUUUGAAUGUCGCCAGAGUGCCUUAUGAAGAUUCUUUAAACAAAUCAUGAAAGCCAAAAGAAAUUCUUUCCAGAGGAAUAAACGCUCAUUUCUGCCAAACGCGUUGAAUAAAGAGAGAGAGGGCCUCAAGUGUUUUCUGGGACCUUUCUUCUUCUUUUAUUUUUGAAAAGCGUUUUGCGUGAGAAUAAUAAACCGCACACUGUUUAGGUUCUAUGGGGAGAGUUUUGGGGUACAAUAUAAGCACUCAGUAUGAGAGCUGACUAUCAGCUAGUGAGUGUUUCAGUUCCUACAUGUACAUCUCCACUUCCUCUUUUUUCUCCCUCACAGUUUCGCCUGGUACUCAUUUAUCAUCAUUCUGUUCAAACACUGACACACACUCACACUGCCAACUCUCACUGACUGACUGUCUCCGGAAACUAGUUAUCCUCUCUCUCUCUCUCUCUCUCCCUGUCUCUCUCUCCCUCUCUCUCCCUCUCUCUCUCUCUCUCUCUCUCUCUCUCUGUCAGUCUCUCUCUCUCCCUCUCCCUCUCUCUCUGUCAGUCUCUCUCUAUCCCCCUCUCUCUCUGUCUCUAUCCCUCUCUCUGUCUCUCUCUCCCUCCCUCCCUCUCUCUCUCUCUCUCUCUCUCUGUCUCUCUGUGUCCCUCUUUUCCCUUCUUCCUUUUUUCUCUUUUUUUCUUUCUUUCUCUACUUUAUUGGUACAAUAAUUAUUUUUAAAAAGUUUUCUCUCUUCAUUUCUCAUAUUGUUUCUCUUUUUCUAUUUCUUUAUUUCCUUAUUUCUAUCUCUCUAUAUACCCUCUCUGUCUCUCUUUCUCUCUCUCUCUCCACCUUUCUCUGUCGUUGUCUUCUCCCUUUGUCUGUCUCUUUCUUUCUCCAUUCUCUCUUCUGUUCUCAUUCUCUUUCUGUCAUUUUCUCUUAUUUCCCCCAUUUUCUUUUUAUUUCUUUCUUUCUUUCAUUUCUCUCGUUCUCUCUCCACCAUCUUUCUUCAUCUUUGUCAUUUUCUUUCUUUCUUUCUUUCUUUCUUUCUUGUCUCUGUCUUUCUUUCUUUGUCUCGUUCACUCUUUUAUUCCUUCUUUCAUUCUCUCUUUUUCUCUUUCUUUAUCUCACUUCCUCCUUUUCAUCAUCUCUCUCUCUCACUCAUAGUCUGUUUCUUUCUCUUUCUCUCCUUCCUUCAGUCUGUCUUUCUGUCUCUCUUUCUUUCUUUUUCAUUUCUUAUUACUUUACUUUGUACUCUAUAUCAUAUCUUGUUUAAUACGUAUACUCUGUAUUCCCAUCUUGCCACACUCAUUAGGAUAUAGAUUGAUAUUGAUAUUUUGAUCCAUAGGCAACCAUAAAAUAUCAUUUCCCCUCCCUUCUCACCAUAUCCCUACUUUUUAUUUUCCCUCUUUUAUUCCUUUUCCCUUUCACUCGUUAUAUUCCUCCUGCGCUGGUAAUUCCUGGCUUUUGACAGGACUUUGAUCUUUCAUUCGAGGAAUGUGCUGCAAAUUGAACUGUACUCUCCAUAUGUGCAAAAUGAUUGAGACUAAUUUGCACCCACAUACCCCCCCCCAAUCCCAAAUACACCCCCUGGUCUUUUUCAGCUGGCCUCCAGAUGACUGCAGCACAGACACUGAGAGGAAUCAUGGGUGGUGGAGGUGGUGCAGUUUAUCUAUUAAUAAUAAUCAUAACACUCCACUUGGCUCAUCUGUCGAUGCUGCCACUGCCAACUUCAGAUAGUGUGUAGUCAGUUUGUUUAUGUUUUUUUUUUUGUUUUUUUUUGUGGAAAUCUGUUUGCUUUUUAAAUGAAGCACGAAGGGUAGAUUUUUUUUUUUUUUUUUUUUUAAUCUGUGUGUUUGCCACAUUUGGGUUCAUUCCAGACUGAAACUGUGCCACUUAUCAGUCGACUGCUUGCUAAUGGUGGAGGGAAGUAUUCAUACACUUCAUCCAGUCUUUCAGUUCACUCACAUUAGCGCCGCUACUUCUUAGGAAGGCUGAAGGGAGUUCUUUUAGCAUACUUGCUUUCCUCGCUCGUUUCGCUUGUUGUUUGUCCCUUGUUGGUGUGGAGCAUAUGCCUAGAUAUCUGUAAAUCUUCUUUUAAUUAGUUAAAUGCAUUACAUAACGUACUAAUCAGUGUGAAAAUGGAUUGUUUUUAUAAACAUGUUACAUGCCAGGCUUUGCGCAAGCUUACCAUACUGGCUACAAACACUCUCCAGAGACACCAAUGAAUAAUCUCUGAUACUUCCUUCCAAGCGUUGUCUUUGUAACAUUGCUAUACACAUUUAAUGAGAGGGUAUACAGUACGUCUGGUUGUUUGUGUACCAGUGGUUUCUUCCUUUUUCAGCACGUUCCAAAUUGUUGUAUUGGUUAUGCCUAAUGCUUGUGCAGUGACCCUGAUAGAAUUUCCCUCUUUUCUCGGCUUCAAAAGGGCUCGCUUUUCUCCCAUAGACAGCUCUUUGGUCUUCAUGUUGGUUUAUUCUUCUUAACAACAAAUGUAGUCUUCACAAGUGAAGCCUAGGGCUCGAAUAAAGAUUAGACAUUCAAAGCUAUUAAUUCUUUGAACAAUCGAUCUAACAGGGCACACCUGGACAACAAGAAACACCUGAUAUGCACACGUUUCGAGAUUUUGGAUCACUUGAGUUCCAACAAAAGCUGCCAUGUUCCAAGUUGUUUAACAGAUCUAGAUGUAAAUAUCAGGAAAUGAAAGCGUCUCAUAUGCAUCUUUGAUGAAACAAAAGAAUUGGCCUUGCCGUUCCAGAUACCUUCAGAGGGACUGUGUCUGUACUGUAUGUCCUAGCCUAAACUGUUACCACAAAGUUGGAAGCACACAAUUGUCUAGAAUGUCUUUGGAUGCUUAAGCAUUACAUUACAAUUUCCCUUCACUUCAACUAACAGGCUUAGCCCAAACAAAGCAAGCUCCGUGAAGACAUCGUGUGCCAAAGUUGAGUAGAAGAACUCAAGUGGCCUGCCCAAAGCCCUGACCUGAACCCCACUGAACACCUUUGGGAUAAACUGGAAUGCAGACUGCACCCCAAACCUCCACACCACGCAGACUUUUCCUGACCUUACUAACACACUUGCGGCUGAAUGAAAAAGCCUUCCCAGAAGAGUGGAGGUCAUUAUAACAGUAAAAUGGGACUAUCUCUGGAAUGGGAUGUUCAACAAGCACAUGGGUGCAAUGGUCAAAUGUGUCCACAAACCUUUGGCUAUAUGGGGUAAAUAUGGAUACUAUAGCCAAAGAAAACCCCAUAACAAAUACCUAAUAAAUAUACAAAUAAAACGUCAUUAUCAGACAUUCGUCAUCCUGUGUGUGAAACAAAUUUGGCAAUUUUAUGCAAUAUACAUUAUGACACUGUUCUGUUCGAACUGUGUGUGAAAUAUCUACAUAUCCAUGUGAUAUCUAAGAGGUUCUCCAUGCUUGUGCUGUGAGGUGAAGAAUUAGAAUGUUAUCAUUUUUUUUUUUUUAAAUUGUUCAAAGUAUCUCCAGGGUUUGCUUAGAAAAUCCCACAGAGAUGAGGCUCAUGGUUCCAGAGAGGUUUUACAAGAUUUUGAAUUUUUGAGCAUCAGUGUGUCACAUCUGUACACAUGGUGAAAUUCUGCCUUAUUUCAUUUCUGUGUGUGUGUGUAGGUGAUGCUUGUGCACUUAAAGACUUGGGCCGGGUUCUGGUGCUGCACAAGAGGACGGUCCUGCCUUAUGCCGCCUACUCGCGGAAGAAGAAAGGCUUCAGCGACGAGAAAGAGGUGGAGCAGUAUGCAAGCCUGGUGGGCCAG